AUGGCAUACGUGAGAAGAAAUGUGGCGUCCCGCCCACGCGUUCGCCCUCCCGGUAAGCACUGUUUUUGCGUUUCUUUCAGUUGCAAAACGUCCAGUCGGUUUUCGAGAUUUGAUUUCUUCCGUUUUGCAGGCAAUUAUCCGACGUCUGUCGAGUUCCGAACUCCGGCCUCUUUAGAGAACGGCAUCCCCUACGCAAUGAUCUUCGGACUUUACGCCCGUGAUAUCCCUGGUUCGUACUUAUUUUUUUAAUAAAUAUUAGCCGUUCCACGGUCUCCAGAGCUGACAAUAUGGGCGUGGCCUCGGCCAAAUGGCGUUUUCAUGAAUUGAGCAGGUUUUCUCUGAUUUUUGUGGUCAAAGGCGAUGAAAAAUGAUUGUUCGUCAUGAAAACACACUAAUUCUCGGAAUUAAUGACGUUUUGGCGCUCAUUUUUCGCUGACUUUGCUUUUUCGCCGCCGAACUUCUCAUUUUGCGCUUUCUUGACCGUUCUCACACAGAAUUGGUUUUGAGAAUGAUAAUUCACAAACAUUUUGUAAAUACAAACAUUUUGAGCGCUCGAACCGCGAAAACUACCGAAAAGCAACUGAAAUUAACGCAGUUUUAGCCAAAAACCUUCAUACGGAUAAAUGUGAUUUGCGACUUGACCAAAUUUAACGCUCUUUUGCCUUAAAAAAUUCGUAAUAGCCUAUAAAAUCGGUGUAUCGCGAGACAAAUGAGAAAUUAUCGGUUUUUCGUGGCUAAUCUUGCAAAAAACACAAAUGUUGCAGUUAAAAUUUGAAUUUCGCGCCAAUGUAUCGCUCUCUACGCACUUGCGCCCAUUGUCAGCUCUGGAGACCGCGUCCAAGCCUUUUUCCGCGCGCCAAACCUUCAGAUGCGCGCUGUUCGAAGAAUACCGAUUAAUUUUCCCAAUUUUUGUGGGAAUGAGUUUAUUAUGAUUGAAACUAACAAAGAGCAACAAGUAACUCGCAACAAUUUCUUGGCUUUGAGAAUGAUAAAUCACGUAAAUACAAGCAUUUUGAGCGCUCGAACCGCGAAAACUACCGAAAAGCAACUGAAAUUCACGCAGUUUUAGCCAAAAACCUUUAAACGGAUAAAUGUUAUUUGCGACUUGACCAAAUUUAACGCUCUUGCGCUUAAAAAAUUCGUAAUAGCCUAUACAAUCGGUCUAUCGAGAGACAAAUGAGAAAUUAUCGGUUUUCCGUGACUAAUCUGGCAAAAAACACAAACUUUGCUGUUAAAAUUUGAAUUUCGCGCCAAUGUAUCGCUCUAUUGGGCAGGGCGCACUUGCGCCGUGCAUUGUCAGCUCUGGAGACCGUGCGUUCAUUGUCCCGCCGUGCCUAAAUAUUACUUUCCAGAUGAUCCGUUCUCCAACUUUGUCGACAACAUCCGAGUGCUCGCCCGUCUCGCCAACGGAAUCGCCCUCGAGAUCGGACUGACCGACGGCUCCGUUCCCGCCGAUGACGUCAUCAUCGAGCUGCUCCGUCUGGGAACUCUCAAGCCGGAGCACUUUGCCGAACUCGAGUCCAAGCUGAAGCCGCCGGUUGCGACCUUGGAGAAUUUGAUCAGUUCAUUGGCCGAUUCGACCGGACUCGUGAAUGCUGAGCAACGUCUUCUGGAUUUGGAGCAUCUCCGAGUGAUGUCUUCAAAACUGAGAGAUUUGAAGAACCUGGCUGGAAUGAAGAGUUACCUUGUCGAGCUCAAUAACGUCGAGAAGAUCGUCAUCGACCCGGGCAAAGUGAAAAAAUUGAAAACUGCUCUAGAGUUGAACAACUAUUUGGCGUUUGUUAACAAAUGGACAGAAUCGGACUUUUACAAGCUUGAAGCACUGCGUAAAGAACUCUUGAAUUUCGAAGCCGCCGCCAAGAAUUUCAAGUCGGAAAUUUCCAAGAUUGAGAAGUUGAAACAAUUUCAAAGCAAGUCUGAAUUUAUCAAUCAACUUGUCGAAGAGAGCAAAGCACGCGAGGCUUUCGACAAAGUUGUGAUCGGACAAGCGGAUGAGGAUGAUCUUAUCGACAACGUCAAAAAGUACCAGAAUGCGACAGAGCUCGUGAAGAAUUCCCAAUCGACGCUUUCUGAUGUGAAUCAGCUGAUCUCCGCCCGUCUUCGGACCGUUCCGACCACUCUGAAGCAUUCGAUCGGUCUGCCGAACGGAGUUCAGGACCUGCAAGCAUUUCCCGCCGCUUUGGACGAUAAUUGGCUUCGAAAACACGGCAAUAUCAACGAGUCGAUCAGCACAAAUCUCAAAACGGCAUUCAGAGUUUUGGAUCGUUUCGAUCUUGAGUUGGGCGGACUGGAAACAUCAUUGGGCGGAAUCGCGGACACGGAUCUCAAUUCGGCCGAAUCCGUCACUCAACUGUUAGCUCAGAUGGCCGGUUCGGAUGAUUUGACGGGGAAGACGAACAAAGUGAUGAAGUGCUAUACUGCAAACACACUGAAGGCGAUCCCCAUCAGUGACAUCGCAACUGCUCGCACCCCCAUCGAAAAGCUGAAUGCAAAGUUGGACAAGCUGAGCACGUUCGCCGAAGUGACGCGACUGGAAGAUCUCAGCAAGUUCACCAAGGUAAUUGACUUUCAAGGCAAAACGACGGACGCCGAGAAGGAGCAGGUGGCCAAAGUGAUUCUGCAAGCGUUCAAGAAUAUGGAAGGAGACGUCAAAGCGAUGAUUGCAUUGCUGGAAGAAGUACAUUCUCAACUUGAAUUACUUCAAAAAUUACCGACUGAACUUCAACAAUUGGCUCAGACAAUCAGGACCAACUUCACGAAAAUCGAAAGAUAUCACCAGAGUCUGAUCAAGUCCAAGUUCCUGGAACUGUACAGUUGUCUCGGCGAUGAUGUCGGUGCGGACGGUGUGGUCGUGAAGGACAUGAUCCAAGGAAUCCGCUCCCUUCGCGGUUACGGUCACAACGAGACGAUGACAUCCGCCGAAACCGCUCUGGACUCAAUCGUUAAGUUAUCCGGAGGAAUGACGAGGGCUCGGAAUUCGGGACAAGAGUUGAAAAAAGUGUCGGUCAAGGAGGCGAUGGCUCUGAAAUCUGCGGUGCCGAAUGCUCAAGAUCAUGCUCAGAAGCUCGGAUCGGCUGCUCAGGGACUCGCGAAUAUCGAAAAAGUUCUGAAGGUCAGAAGACAAUUGGAUAAGCUGCCGAACGACUUUGGAUUCAUCAAAGACGGAAAGAUCAAGACGGAAUUCGCAUCGCUGAAGACAUCGAUCAGCCAAAUGUUCAGCCAGAUUGACACCUACAAAAGCAAGUUGAGCACAUUGAAUGUGACAAAUCUGCACAGCUACACUCCGAUGUUCGAAGAAGCGAAGAAGAUCGAAAGUGUGCGACUGGAUGUUCUGAAGAUGAAAGAGGCAGUGGAGAGUCUGAAGGAUCCGAGUCUCCAGCCGCAGAUUGACGACACGGUGACCGCUCUGAACAGUCUAGAAACGCUCGAUUUGGACUUUGCCAGCUACCAUAUCCAGGAUGCGGUUCCGUCAUUGACGGCGUUCGACCAGUUCCCUAUGGAAUUUGCGGGUGAACUCUCGAAGCUCACUGCGGGUGAACUCUCGAAGCUUUCUUCUACGAUCGCUCCCAGUCUUCGCUCAGGCGAAUGUGCAAGUGUGAAGGAGUUGCCCUACGUCAGGUAGUAAAUUAUUUUUAAAAAGUAAGAUAUAAGUGAACUAAUUUUUUGCAGCUACGACUUCCUUGCAACGGCUUUUAUGGCAAUAAUCGUUGGUGCCUUGAUCAUUUUGGGUUUGCAAUCGGUAUUCCGAAAAAAAAUCGAAAUUGAGUUUGGUGCGUCACCCACACGUUCACCUCUAAAAUCACUAAUUUGCAGAGCCAGGGAACUCGAAUGAGCACGUAUUUCGAGCACCCGAGCAGAUGGUCAAGCGUCUACGCUUCCUGAUACAGAACGGGAAGCACCCGCGCGCCUACGGUAUCAAUCUUAAAAAGAUGAUUGAAAAACUUGCUGCGGGCACGCAGACGACAACGGACAGCAUGUCACAGUGGAGGUAAGAUCGGGGAAAGAGAGCGACGACGAGUCGAGGAGUGAUUAUUUGCAGGCGAGAAUCCACGCAUUGUCACAGAGGAAGCUCGCAUGUCAAAUUGGAAUUGCAUGACUUUAUUCAUGCGAAUUUCAUGAGAAUCGGAAGGCAAAAUUACGUCAUGGCGCAGGUGAUAAUUUUUAUGAGAUUUUCGUGGCGAGACUCGGCCUCACAUUCAGAUAUUGCUUAUCCGUUUUGCUAGGCAAACGCGCUCCGCUGCACUCAGUACUUCCCCUUUACCAUUUUCGUUUUCAAUUGCAUUCCCCCGAUUUUGCUUGAAGUUUCAUUGAAAAUGGUCGUUUUUCUCACUUUUCCUGUUUUAUAAUCGAACAUUGAACACUUUAAAUGAUUUCUUAGAAGAACUACCGAAUAUUGACCGAUUUUGCGAAAAUUCGGGCUUUUCCGAUUUCUCAAUUCUGAAAAACGUUUAGAAUGGCGAUUUUGUGCAUUUUCCCUUCCGUUGAAAGAAAAAACAGAUUUGUGUCGGCAAUUUUUGCUAAAAACCUGGGAUUUUUGUGUUUUUCUGGUUUCUCUAUCGAAAUUUCUUGUCGAUCUAAUCGUUAUUCGUGAUAUUUUUGGCUCCGAAAGAUCUCCGAAAGGUUUUAAUAAAACAGAAAUAGGAAAUAAGCAUUUUUAAUAAAAUUUCAAGCAAAAUCGGAAGGACGCAUCCCAAUUGUGUGUAGAAUUUUGCUGGCCAGUGCCCGGUCUUAAAAAUUGCGCUAUAUCGUUAGCCUUUUUUUUCGCAAAUUUGACGAGUGUUACUUUAAGGCACCAAUGGAUGGAUCCGAGGGACGGCACGCCAGAAGCAACGUUUUUAAGACUUCCACUAUUGAGCCGCACUAUGAGAUGAUCGAGGAGAAGGUUGUGAAGCGAUGCGUCCAAUUGUGCAAUUUUGAAGAGGGCGGCCAAGUGAAAUGCUCCGUCUACUACCCGCAAGAACUGAACCAGGAACAAACGUGGGGAGUGUACAAGGUGAAGACGGUCGAAAUUCAAACCAAUCUGGAACGGUUCACUGUCGACAGGCAACAUUUCAGUCUGUACAAACUAGAAGUCAACAACACGUGAGUCACUUUUUCGUCACGGAACUUGAGCCCAAAUAUUUAGGAUGAAUUUUGUUUGAAUCGUGAACAGAAAAGCGUGAAAUUCUAAAUUUUUCUGCAAAUAUAAUAUUUUUUUUUCUGCAAAUAUAAUAUUUUUAUUUGAAAUAUUUUUGCAACGAAAGUUUCUCACUGACACUGGGUUUGAAAACUUUCGAAAAACUGGGAAAUUAUUGCAUGAAAUUUUGCGAGAAUUUGGUUUUUUCUCAGACGGUGCAUUGAGAUUCGUUGACGGUUUGAAGUUUUCAGCAAUACGAACACAAAGUUCGCCUUCGAAAUCCUGCGCUACUUUGGCUGGCCCGACAAGAGCGCUCCGUUCUCGCCGAUCCCCGGCGUCGAAAUCGUCGAGUACCUGGAGCAAGACGACGAGACGGUGCUCGUGCACUGUUCCGCCGGAGUCGGCCGCACCGGAACCAUCGUCGGCAUCAAGAAAGGCGUCCACAUGGCCUUCACGAGCGGUCUCCCAAUGUUUGAGAUAUGUACGUUUUCAAAAUUAUUCAGGGUUUUCAAACUUUCAUACUUUUUCCAGUAGUAAUGGAGAUCGUCACUCAUAGAUCAAUGGCCAUUCACACAUGUGCGGAGAUCUUCUACCUGACACUGUGUGUGACUACAAAAUUAUUAAAGGUGAGACAAAAGUGAAAGUGAAACGGUGCACCGUUUCCACCGCGGUGGUCUUUUUCUCUGAAAUUCGAGGCAUUACUUCGUGAUAGCGAAAACCGAAAAUCGUCAAAUCGAGCGGGUCUCGUCACGAAUUUACGAAUUUUGUGACUAUCUUCACUACCAGUGUGUACUUUCUAUGGUCUUUCGAUACAUUUACGAAAACUUCGAUGAUUUUGAAAGUGAACGGUUUCUCAGUGAUGGCUCAGUAAUUGACAUUUGCGUUUCACGCAUGCAAGCCGUAUGCCGUCCCAGUAUUCGCUUUAGUCAAAAGAACAUGCCUCGAAAACGUGAAAGGAGCGAAAAGUCGGUGAAAAAAUUUAUUUAAUUUCAGAUCAGGAGAGGGGAGGAAUACUAUCCGCUUCUCGACGAAAUCACGUACUACUACCAACAAAUUUUGCGCGGAGACGUUCAAACCGACGAAAACAUCAACUACAAGUCCGAGAAACAGAGAGAUUAUGACAUCGCGGCAAGGGACUUGUUUGUAGAAAUGGCCAAGAGUGAGUACGAAGUGAGAAAAAAGGCGUUCGGAGGACCGCGACCGGAACUUGAGCCGAGGGUGCCGAAAGCCAUAAAAACCACAAAUGUGAAGGAGUCGACGGGAACCAAGGGGCAGAGCAAGGAGAAUGAUGAGAAUGACUCCAAGGUGAAGAAGACAGAUGAAGGACCAAAGGAGAAGGGCCCGAGGCAGAGCAAGAAGAAUGAUGAGAAGGACUCCAAGGUGAAGAAGACGGAGAAGUCGAAGAAGACAGAUGAAGGACCAAAGGAGAAGGGCCCGAGGCAGAGCAAGAAGAAUGAUGAGAAGGACUCCAAGGUGAAGAAGACGGAGAAGUCGAAGAAGACAGAUGAAGGACCAAAGGAGAAGGGCCCGAGGCAGAGCAAGAAGAAUGAUGAGAAGGACUCCAAGGUGAAGAAGACGGAGAAGUCGAAGAAGACAGACGAAGGACAAAAGGAGAAGGGCCCGAGGCAGAGCAAGAAGAAUGAUGAGAAGGACUCCAAGGUGAAGAAGACGGAGAAGUCGAAGAAGACAGACGAAGGACCAACGGAGAAGGGCCCGAAUAUGAGCACGGACAAGUCGAAGACGGCGGCUGGAGGAAAGAAGAAGGCGAGAAAGACUAAGUCGACAGAGAAGUCCAAGAAGAGUGCCGCGAAGUGA
This is a messenger RNA of Caenorhabditis sp. 36 PRJEB53466, 6931 nucleotides long. The record is from the annotation of a GenBank genome assembly. NCBI's taxonomy places the organism in Eukaryota, Metazoa, Nematoda, Chromadorea, Rhabditida, Rhabditidae.